Messenger RNA from Penicillium samsonianum, 2010 nucleotides. RefSeq lists its product as uncharacterized. The coding region runs from base 1 to 2010 and encodes 669 amino acids. Lineage: Eukaryota; Fungi; Ascomycota; Eurotiomycetes; Eurotiales; Aspergillaceae. The transcript is spliced from 3 exons. The record is from RefSeq and is a predicted model, not a curated record.
AUGCUUUGCUAUCAGUUCUUUUUGUUCCUUCUUUUGCCAUGGAUGGCUUCGGCUGGUCCGAUCUCUCGCUGGCUGUCUCAGUCAUUGGAGGCACCUAAGCCGACUUCUUUCCCCUUGCGGGAUAUCGAACGGCGUGAAGCUGGCGGUAUCACCGAAAUCACGCCUGUGCCAGCGCCUACCCAGAAACCGUUUACGUACGAGGAGCCAAUAUCAGAAGCCAACUACAACUCAAGACCCAACUACAACUCCAGACCCAACUACAACUACAACUCCAACUACAACUCAAGAGCCAACUACAACUCCAAACCCAACUACAACUCAAGAGCCAACUACAACUACAACUCCAAACCCAACUACAACUCAAGAGCCAACUACAACUACAACUCCAAACCCAACUACAACUCAAGAGCCAACUACAACUCCAGACCCAACUACAACUGCAACUCCAACUACAACUCAAGAGCCAACUACAACUCCAAACCCAACUACAACUCAAGAGCCAACUACAACUCCAGACCCAACUACAACUACAACUCCAACUACAACUCAAGAGCCAACUACAACUCCAAACCCAACUACAACUCAAGAGCCAACUACAACUACAACUCAAGAGCCAACUACAACUCCAGACCCAACUACAACUACAACUCCAACUACAACUCAAGAGCCAACUACAACUCCAAACCCAACUACAACUCAAGAGCCAACCACCACCUUCCAUGCGUCCACUACGACUCGGCGGUUCAUAUCCUCAUCCACAAACCCGGGACUGCUGCGCUCAUCGCCCAUAACUAUCCAGCCCAAUCUUCAUCGGCUACGCUUCUAGGUGGAGCAACCAGCAUCGAAGCUACCAAAGCCACACCAGCAAUCUUGACCUCUACGACCAUACAGCCAGCGACAGAACCGGUGCCUACAGUGCCCACAAGUAGCAGCCCAGCUGUUGGAGCUAUUGUACCUCCAGGAGGAGCAAGCAGCAGUAAUUCUUCCACGUCCACACUGGCGAUCCCAACCUCCAAUCCCAUCCAGCCAGCGAAGGCUACGCAGGCACAAUCUACACCACUACAGCUUCCCACGUCAGGAUCCAAGCCUGUGGUGACCGUAACCGAGCCUGUGAUCGUAUAUGUGACCAAAGGAGCACCAACUCCCUUCUCGACAAGCGUCAUCCAUCACACACCCAGUGUCAACAACUCAUCAGUGUCGUCAGCGAAGUCAACAGUACAAUCAUCUGUUGAACCAACAACUACAUCUUUGAAGUUUGUGACUAUCCAUUCCACUGCAACGUCUGUCGUUCGUGUGACUGUUUACCCAACAUCAUCAUCAUCAUCACCUGCUUCUUCAUCUUCGGUCUUGCCGUCCUCAACUGGGAGCGCUUCGGGUGUGAAUGCAGCGCCUAUAGAUACCACAACGUCAAUUGUUCCUGUGACUGUCAGCCCGAUAACACCAUCGUUACCUUCUGUGUCUUCGUUGUUGCCAUCCUCAAGUGAGAUUGCUCCUGUGGUGACAGCUCACGUCACUUCCACGAGUGUUGUUCUUUUGACCGUUUACCCGACUACAUCGUUACCUUCUUCUGUGUCUUCGUUGUUACCAUCCUCAAGUGAGAUUGCUUCUAUAGUGACAGUCCGUGUCACUUCAACAAGUGUUGUUCCAGUGACCGUUUACUCAAAAACAUCGCCAUCUGCUCCAUUGUUGCCGUCCCUAAGUGAGACUGCUCCACAUGAGACUCCUCCUGUUGUGACAGCCCACGUCACUUCCACACAAAUAGUUCGCGUGACCUUAGAUGGGUCAACUGCUACCCGAGGAGCGGAAACUACACAUGCAGCAGCUCCAACAUAUACCAUGGAUGCCAACAUCCCUACCACGACCUCCAAACCAGGUCAAGGCAUACUUACUGUGAAUCCGAUUACGCCGUCUGGCUUUAUCACGAUCACUGAGACCCAGACCGAGACCGAGAUCAAGACGGUGACAGAUCGCAUUACUGAGACUGUUACUGCCAUUGUUACUCGGAACUAG